Protopterus annectens (West African lungfish) is the source of this 2021-nucleotide messenger RNA. RefSeq names its product La ribonucleoprotein 7, transcriptional regulator (gene LARP7). The transcript has 13 exons. NCBI's taxonomy places the organism in Eukaryota, Metazoa, Chordata, Ceratodontiformes, Protopteridae. Gene Ontology annotation, biological process: RNA processing. The record is from RefSeq and is a predicted model, not a curated record. Gene Ontology annotation, cellular component: nucleus. The coding region runs from base 5 to 1774 and encodes 589 amino acids. Gene Ontology annotation, molecular function: mRNA binding.
AUACAUGGCUUGGAUAUUCACUGGCAAGUUGUGUCACCUUGGCAGAAUUAAGCCCUUCAGGAAGGAUGUUGACAUUUCACUGUUGCUGUCAUUCAACAAGAUGAAAAAAUUGACUACAGACAUGAAGUUAAUAGGCAGAGCACUGAAAAAAUCUACUAUAGUUGAGCUGAACUUGGAAGGAACAAAACUGCGAAGGCGUCAGCCAGUAGGAGAAGCACCACAAGAUGUUGAUGAUCGCACUGUUUACGUUGAAUUGCUUCCCAAAAAUGUCUCCCACAGAUGGAUUGAAAGAAUAUUCAGUAAAUGUGGUAAUGUUGUAUAUGUCAGCUUGCCAAGAUAUAAAACAUCCAGAGACCCGAAAGGAUUUGCUUUUGUGGAAUUUGAAACAAAAGAACAAGCAGAAAAAGCCAUAGAGUUGUUAAAUAAUCCUCCAGAGGAUGCACCAAGAAAACCUGGGAUAUUUCCCAAAACAAUAAAAAGUAAACCUGUUCCAGCACUCGACACAAGUGACUGUAACAUUGCUGAUACUGGUGCCGAGCAGGGAUCUCUUAGUGCUGCAGAACAGCAUUACACUUCUAAGUCCCCUCAUCAAGAAGAGAAGAUGCAGAGUCAUUGUGAGGCCCAGUCUGAUCAACACGCCAUUGAAAUUUCUGGAGACACACAGCCAUAUGAGAAAGAGAAGAAAAAGAGAAAGAAGAAAAGGUCCCAUGGCAAAAAAGAUAGUAGCAGCCAGUCAGCUGCAGAAAGCAAGGAAUCUGACAUGGAUGCUAGUGUAGAGCAUCAUCACAGUAAACGUAAAAGAAAACGAACUACUUCCGAAUGCUCUGAAACAGAUGGAUCUGAAACUCAGAAGUCCAGAAGAGAGCAUCGCAAGCGAGACAGAUCUCAAAGUUCAGAGCUAGAUGAGGAAACGAAGCACAAGAAAAGAAAAAGGAGUAGUUUGGAAAGCCUUGAAGAACUUGACGAUGAAAAGAAAGUAUACGCAGAAGAUCAAGGUGAUCAUUACAACAGUGAAGAAAUGACUGAGCCUGGCAGUGCUCAUAAGGACAUUAAAGAAGAAGAGGAUCUUAGUAAAAAGGAAUCUCUCUUGAAAACCAAAAGGAAGAGAAAGAAGAAGCAUAAGGAGAGAUGCAGGAUAGAAGAGGAGGUGAUUCCUUUAAGAGUCCUUUCCAAGAGAGGGUGGCUAGACUUAAAGAAGGAGUACCUAACACUGCAGAAGAUCAGCAUGUCAUCCUUUAAGAAAUCUGUCACAGAGUUAAAACAGCAGAUGAAGGAAGAAGAACAGAAGGAUGAAACAGACCAGUCAGAAUUAAAAAAUUGUAAAGAGAUUCCCAGUGAUGAAGUCCAGCUUUCUGAAAAGGAAAAUUCUUUGGAUCUGCAGUUUGUAAGUGGAGUGAUUAUGAAGAUCACCAGCACUGAAGCUUUGCCAGGCAAGCAAAUUGUUAAGGAUGCACUUUCUGAAAUUUCUGCUGUAGCAUAUGUUGAUAUGCUGGAUGGAGACAUUGAAUGUCAUGUCAGAUUCAAAGCACCAGAGGAUGUGCAAAAAGUGGUGGAAGAACAGCAAAACUUCCAUAAGAAAUACAACUGGAAGGUAGAAGUCCUUUCUGGUGAUAGUGAGCAGCGGUAUUGGCAGAAGAUUUUGGUGGACAGACAAGCAAAACUUAAUCGUUCUCGAGACAGAAAACGGGGAAGUAAGAAGUUACUUUCCAAGGGCGAGAAUAUUAUACUGACAAGGAUACAGCAACUAAACAGGCACACACGCUUCGAAGACUAACCAGUAAAUGUCUCAUCGGUUGUAUUUUUUUUUUUUUAUUUAAUUUUACUGAAAAAAUAUUUUCUGAUAAAUAUUUUUUUUUUGCUUAAGAGAGUAGCGACAAAACCCAGUUUCACCUCUAUUUCUGGAAAUUUGCAGCAAAGUCUUUUGAUUACAGUUGCUGACCAAUAAAGAAUAUGUUACAAGAACUUUACUUGGUCAUUGUACACAGAAUAAUUUUUUUUAUCUGAUGGAUUUAAGUAGUCUU